Molecule: messenger RNA, 1066 nt
Organism: Vollenhovia emeryi
Lineage: Eukaryota; Metazoa; Arthropoda; Insecta; Hymenoptera; Formicidae
Exons: 4
Coding region: 434-1066 (210 amino acids)
Source: RefSeq, a predicted model, not a curated record
UUCUUUUAAAUUUUAUUUCAUUCUUCAAUUAUCUAAUUACCCGUUUUUCUUUACUUGCUCUUAUUCUUUAUUAAUUCUUCUCUUUGCAUUUGUAUUCGUAUAGUUUAGAUGCAUUUUCGUAAUAAUAAAGCCAUGAUGGAAGCAAAUUAUUUGUGAAGCCUAAAAAGUAAAAUAAUUGAUUUUUUCAGGGGAUUCGGAUGUUCAAAUAAGGAUCACUGGAGCUCUACUCCUGCUCCCUUUUAUAUUUUCCUCUGCUUUUGUACAAAAGACGUGGAGACCAACAAGAUUGGACGUCUUGAAUUCUUUCAUUGCUAAAGUUUGCAGCGCAUCGGAUGUUGAAGAAUAUAUUGAGCGGCGACGUUAUGUGUUCUUUGUUUUGAACAUUUUACACCGUUUUGAACAUUUUCUAAUACUUCUAAUAUACUUAUUGGAUAUGACUGAAUCGAGGUGCGAGCAAUUUUCUUUCAAAAAAUCAAGAAAAGAAUUUUCCUUACAGUUUCCAGAAAACUUCUAUGUAGUUCAAUUCAAAGAUGGGCUAGCACUAGUCCCUAAUAACUGGUUGCAAGAAUCUGUUGAAAAGAAACACGUUUGCUUCUAUCCAAAUUACGAUGUGAAAAAGAGGUUGAAUAAGGCUAUACGGAAUAAAGAAAUGCCGGAUUUAAAAAAUGUAAAAGCUGGCUGGGCAAUGUAUGAUGUUCUACGCAUUUUUGCUUCAGCAGAUACUUUUGAACGAGGCCAUGAAAAGUUAAGGAUGGCCGAAAAUAUAUCCGACAUAAAUACUGAAGAUGAAGAAAGUAUUAAACAAACACGUCAUGACAGAGCUACUGCAAAAAAUUUUACGUCAUCUGAUGAUGAAUUUUCUGGUACAGAAGUGGAUUUACUGUCUCCUUUACCAGAUCCGAAGGAAUUUUCUGGAUCACAAUUGUUUCAUGCGGAAAAGUCUGCACAGAUUUUGGCGACCUUUGAAAAUCCAAUUGUUGCACCCGAAAAAAUUGAAAUGAGUCAAAUUGAAAAGAAAAAGCAGAAGAUUAUUCAUCAAGAAAAAACAGAAAUGAUCACAAAAUGA